Molecule: messenger RNA, 6879 nt
Organism: Lymnaea stagnalis (great pond snail)
Lineage: Eukaryota; Metazoa; Mollusca; Gastropoda; Lymnaeidae
Source: the annotation of a GenBank genome assembly
CUUGAGCUUUGCUUUCAUUUACAGACACAGAUAAAUUGAUAUCUAAGUAGGUCGACAUAAAUUGGGUCGAAGGCCAAAGUUUUCUGGUAUAAUCAUUUGGGCAGACAAGCAGACGACUUCGGGAAAGGGUUGGCGUUACGGUCCGUGCAUCGUCAGGUAGCGGGGUCAACACCGAUAUUAAACAGUAAACAUUAGAAACCGUUGUGAUUAAUUUAUUCCAAAAUAGCUCAGCUAUUAAGUUGGAAAAACAUUGUGGACUCCUAAAAUGUAAGUUUUACUUCAACUGCGUUGGCUGUAUUAUGUGACCUCAGUAAGUGUGACCUCGGUAGGUGCAAAAUCAUUAAGUUUGACCUUGGUAAGUGUAACCUCGGUAAGUGUGGCCUCAGUAAGUUUGACCUGAUUAAAAGUGACCUCGGUAUGUGUGACCUCAUUAAGUGUGACUUCGGUAAGUUUAACAUCAUUAAGUUUGACCUUGGUAAGUGUGACCUCAUUAAGUGUGGCGUCAUUAAGUGUGGCCUCAUUAAGUGUUACCUCAUUGAGUAUGACCUCAUUGAGACCUUUUAAGUAUGACCUUAAUACGUGUGACCUCAUUCAGUUUGUCUUCAAUUCUUUGCUAAGGGUGAUUGCUCUCUCAAACGCGUCCAUCUUCUUUUACACGAGAGCAUGGAUUACCCCCAAAAUUGAUAGUCCAACAUUAGAAGUCGGAUAAAUAAAAAUGUGCUCCCUGUGUUGGUCAGCUGAACCGCGCAGAAUUUGAGAAUAACCGUAAGUAUGAGGAUAAGCCAUCUGAGUUCACAUCUUCUCCCAUUUACACUCUCUUACAGCCAAAAGAUAGAUUCAAAAGAGCUCCCCUCGUAUAGCUAAGAAAAGUAAAGCCAUGUGAAAUAUGGCGUUAGAAUGUUUCACUUUCAAGAGCAUCGUUGUGCGUCUUUACAAAAGAGCUACAUUUUUUCAUUCCUACACUUUUAUAUAAAAUAAAAAGGACAUUAUGUUAACAAUAUGGUCGAUGAUAUUUACUUAAUUUAUGUGGUACCUUUUUUUCUCUAAACAAGGUCUGCGAAUGCAAACGCAGAACAAGGACAAGGCAAUAGUAAAGACCAUCAAGAAAAUAAAGAUGUUCCAGAAAAAGAACCACUGGGCCCACCGACGUUCCCGAAAUUAUCAAAAUUAACAGACAGGUGAAGCUUUUAAUUAUUUGUUUUUAAAAACAAAAUGCAGUAAGCGAAAUUCCUGUUCAAGAAAUGUAUCUUUGAUCUAAUCGAAAUCUCACAUAAUAGGUAUUUUCUUUAAAACCUCUAUCAAGAUUUGGUAACACGUUCUUCUUCGGCAAUGCCGGCGACUACUGGCACAUACCAUUUCCCAUUGGAGCAGACAACGAUUACAGGACGCAUGCGCGAAAUAUCAGAAGCAUGGAGAUCAGAGCCGAUGACGUCAUAAUAUGUUCCUAUCCCAAAACAGGUGGAGUAAAAUCAAAUAUUACAUGUCAAAUUUUAAAUUGUCUUCAGUCUUUCAAUCAUAUAGUCAUGAAUGUAUUUAAACUCUAAAUGUAUUGAUUGCAUAUCGAUUAAAGCCUCUCAGACACAGGACCACAUAGAAUCUAUUUUAACAAGAGACACCUAUUUCAGAAUAAUAAAUAAAUUUGGAACCAACACUUGCAAAGAGAAAAAAAUAUCCUUAUGGUCCGAACACUGAACAUUUUUAGAACCGUUUUUAUGUCUUAUAUAAUCUAUUUAGCAGCUACAUUCAAUAUCAUAUAUUUCAAACAUAAUUUCAUGGUGUCUUUUUCAAAUCAAUCACAUGAAAACAAUACUUUGAUCCUCAUUACCAAAAAAAGUGAAAUAUAUAUUUAAAUAGAUUCUAAGUAAAAAUUGGGAAAUGGAGGCAUGUUAUGCAUCGUGAAGUCUUUAGUAUCACUUUUCAAGUUGAAAGGUCUGCAUUUAUUUAAUGUUUGUGUUGGUUGUAUGGUUAUAAACGAUUAACUAUAAACAAUGAUACAAAAUAAAUUUACUUAUUGUAAAGAAAGUAGCCUUAAGAUUAUACAAAAAGGAAGGGAAACAUCUGAUUCUUUGAGAAUAAUACAUUUUUAUUCUAACCAACCCCCAACCUCUUCAGGUCUGCACUGGCAUAUCGAGAUCUUGCACAUGUUGAAGAAGCAGCAGGUCCAGUUUACAGACGGCAACAUAGGAGGGUUUUUUCUGGACAAGACGCCAACAGGUCGCAUUGACGCCCUGCCCUCCCCGCGAUUGGUGUACACUCAUGUCCCUUUCAGGUCAGAUAUUAGCUUGUCCUCAUCGCGAUUGGUUUACACUCAUGUCCCUUUCAGGUCAGAUAUUAGCUUGUCCUCAUCGUGAUUGGUGUACGCUCAUGUCCCUUUCAGGUCAGAUAUUUGCUUGUCCUCAUCGCGAUUGGUGUACACUCAUGUCCCUUUCAGGUCAGAUAUUAGCUUGUCCUCAUCACGAUUGGUGUACACUCAUGUCCCUUUCAGGUCAGAUAUUAGCUUGACCUCAUCGCGAUUGGUGUACACUCAUGUCCCUUUCAGGUCAAAUAUUAGCUUGACCUCAUCGCGAAUUCUGACGUAAUUUUUAAUGUUAGCGACCCAUGUUAACGGCUUGUCUUAACGGCUCAAGUUAGCGAGUCAUUGUUAGUCAAAAAUGACGUUAGAAGGGUAAAAUAAUUUCACUUUGAAUAAGAUGUACCCAGUUAGUCAAAGCACUUACUUGAACAUGUAAAUUUAUAUUUUUGCUUCGAUAUUUUUAUGCUUGUAUAUACAUCUUAAUCACAGGGUAAUAUAAUGCAUACAACCGAAUAGAGAUUAAUGUUUAAUAGUAGGAUCCCUUCGGUAUUUUCAGUGUGUAUUAACCUUAUUCAGUUCAGAGGAUAUGAGAUAAAACACGCGGUUAUUAUCAGUGAAGUGAUGGGUUCACGAAUAGAGCAUCAUGGAAGGUUCAAGGUGCAAGGUCACCAUGAAAUGGUUCAAGGUGCAAGGUCACCAUGGAAGCUGUUGUUUUUUUUUUUGUUUUUUUUUUUUUUAAAUAAAAGCGCAUCUUUGUUUCAUAGAGGCCAAAUUGUUUUAACAAGAAAGCUCAACAGUGAUUAAUGGCGCUCUCGCAAUUUAGGUGCAAGGUCACCAUGGAAGCUGUUGUUUUUUUUUUUUGUUUUUUUUUUUUUAAAUAAAAGCGCAUCUUUGUUUCAUAGAGGCCAAAUUGUUUUAACAAGAAAGCUCAACAGUGAUUAAUGGCGCUCUCGCAAUUACUUUUUAAUGAAACAAGGCCAAAUUUGAAUAUUGAUUCUCUGCUCUGUCCAAGAAAAUUGAAACUUUAAUCUGCUUCAUUUCUGUAAAAAUAGAGGUGUAUCAUUUCUUUCUUCAAAGAUACAUUCCAAGGCAAGCCCUUGAGAAGAAAAUCAAGAUCGUCUACUUGGACAGAAAUCCCAAAGAUGUCCUGGUGUCCUACUACAACUUUAUGCAGAAGCGUCCUGAGCCCUACCACUACCCGGGGACAUUCGAACACUUUUACCGUCUAUGCAUGGAAGUAGGAUGUGAGUUCAGUUGUGUAAAUCAAGAGCAGCGGUUCUUAACCUGUGGGUCGCGACCCCCUGGGGGGUCGGACGACUCUUACGCAGGGGUCGCCUAAGACCAUCGGGAAAAUCAUAUUUAUGAAGUUGCAACGAACAUAAUUUUAUGGUUAGGGGUCACCACAAAAUUAGAAACUGUAUAAAGGGUCGUGGCUUUAGGAAGGUUGAGAACCACUGCUCUAGAGAGAAAGAAUUGAUGAGCUAAAAUGAAAGUAUAAUAAUAAAUACAAUAACACAGGAGGGAUGUAAACGUGUGAUUUACUUUGGCAAGUAAAAAAAAGUAUGUUAAGUAUAAUACACGAAGUAUGACGUCACAGCAGAUUAAAUAGCAAACUGGUAUCUUUUGUUUUUUUUCGUUUUAAUAAAUAAUUAGUGAACAUAGAUACCGGAAAAAACAAUGAAACAACAGAUACAAUUCUAAUGCUAAAACCUUGCCCUUAUGAAUACCGGUAGCGAAGUAAUUUUAAAUUUAAAAACAGAAAUACAUUAUGAAGAUAUUUCGCCAUAAUAAAUUCAUAUUUAUUCACAUUUUUUUAGUUUUCUCAAAUUUUAAUUCAACAGAAGUUCAAUAAGAAAAAAAGUGUUUUCAUGUUCAACACAACUUGUGCUUCUUUUAAAAUGUUUUUAUUUUCUAAAUUACGGUUGAAAACUAUUGGAAUAUACUUUUAAAACUCUGUUAAAUCCUGCCGUUAAAUGGUCAAUUGGUUUGCCUCAGAUCUCUACGGCGACCUCUUCGACUACCUGAUGGAAUGGCAGAAAGGAAUAGAAGCUCACCCCGACUGUCCUAUUUACACGUCAGUGUUCGAGGACAUGAAACUGGUGAGUAGAUUUAACGGCUAUAGCCGGGAAUCGGGCUGUAGCCACGAUAAUAAGGUGCAUGUACAUGGAUUUUAUGGACGGCGUUCGUUACGUCACAGAUGGCAUCUUCGGUGUGACUCCUAGGAAAUGUAUUUCUUGUUUAUGUAUUUACGGUUUAUGUAUUUCUUGUUUAUGUAUUUCUUGUUUAUGUAUUUCUUGCUUAUGUAUUUUUUGUUUAUGUAUUUCUUAUUUAUGUAUUUCUUGUUUAUGUAUUUCUUGUUUAAGUAUUUCUUGCUUAUGUAUUUUUUGUUUAUGUAUUUCUUAUUUAUGUAUUUCUUGUUUAUGUAUAUAUUGUUUAUGUAUAUAUUGUUUAUGUAUUUCUUGUUUAUGUAUUUCUUGUUUAUGUAUUUAUGGAUUAUGUAUUUAGGGUUUAAGUAUUUCUUGUUUAUGUAUUUCUUGUUUAUGUAUAUAUUUUUAUGUAUUUCUUGUUUAAGUAUUUCUUGUUUAUGUAUUUCUUGUUUAUGUAUUUCUUGUUUAUGUAUUUCUUGUUCAUGUAUAUAUUGUUUAUGUAUUUCUUGUUUAAGUAUUUCUUGUUUAUUUGAUUCUUGUUUAUGUAGUUAUGGAUUAGGCCUAUGUAUUUAUGGUUUAAGUAUUGCUUGUUGAUGAAUUUCUUGUUUGUGUAUUUAUGGUUUAUGUAUUUAUGUUUUAUGUAUUUACUGUUUAUGUAUUUCUUGUUUAUGUAUUUCUAAUUUAUGUAUUUAUUGUUUAUGUAUAUAUUGUAUAUGUAUUUCUUGUUUAUGUAUUUCUUGUUUAUGUAUUUAUGGAUUAUGUAUUUAUGGUUUAAGUAUUUCUUGUUUAUGUAUUUCUUGUUUAUGUAUAUAUUUUUAUGUAUUUAAGGUUUAUGUAAUUCUUUUUUAUGUAUUUCUUGUUUAUGUAUUUCUUGUUUAUGUAUUUACUGUUUUGAUUUUAACCCGAUAUGCAAUCUGAACAGGGACAUCACUCUGUCAAUAAAAAACAUCCCCACUAAAAAGCAUCAGAUCAUUCUAAAAGGGGCGAUGUCUAACAUCAGCUCGACUCCACUCCGGGCGUGUGAAAGCUGCAAACAAAUCAGGUUACAGUAAUGGCGCAUACAGUGGCACAGCUAACGACAACCGAGAAAUAUGCCACCCCCUUUAACGGAAGAACCUCUGAAGUUGGCGAAAAAUGCCCCCCCCCCCACACACACACACACAUACACACUUUUUUCCCCCAUAACUUUUGGUCUCUUUAAUAUAUGAGGUCCCUCCUGCAGUAGUGGUUGAAGGCCCGCGCCACGGCUGAGAGUGUAUCAAGUAGUAGGAUUUAAAAUAAACUCUAUAGACAAUAGAAGAACUAUUUUUUUUAAACUUUUCUUCACAGGAUCCCGUGGGUGGUGUUAAGAAACUCAACGAGUUCCUGGCCACCGGAUGCAGUGAUGAGUUGUGUGAACAAAUUGCCGUCGCCUGUAGCUUCACAAACAUGAAAGAGUAUAAAGAGAAGACAACCAGUGAGCACGCCAAAUCACUUUUUAAGGACAAAACUUUGGCUACUUAUAGGAAAGGUGAUUGUUAAAGACAUUUUUUAACGACAUUAAGGGCGUGGCUAAAAUGUAAAAUGUUUAGUGCCACCCUGGGCGGGGCAAGAUUUUUAGCUGCAAACAAACAAACAAACAAACAAACAUCGGCAGUUGGCCGAAAAUGCCACAGAAGUAUAAGAUUAAUAAGAAAAAAAGUGCCACCCAAAGUAGACAGCCCCCUCCCCCCCUUUUAUUCCGACGUCAUCGAUGACAUUGACAUAUUUUUUGUUAAUUUUAAAACUUAAACAUCUUUUAUUGACAAAUGCUGAUAUUUCCUCUCCGAGUUUCUAAACCAACGGAAUUCUUUAAACUGUUCUAUAGCAUUUUUGAGAUCAAUGAAUUCAUUGAACUCUUUUUUUUUCUCUACAUUUUAGUAUAGGCUAUUUUAAGGUUUUCACUUAUUUCUUAUUCGUUUAUUGUUUGUUUUUGUUUUAAAAUUUAAUGCUAAUAAAAAAUGGUUGAUGUUGUUUUUCUAUGAAAUAUUAACACAAUUGCAAUUGAAUCCCCCCCCCCUUUUCUAUUUGUUAAAUUUCCCAGGCGAGGUGGGAGACUGGAAGAACUGGUUCACUGUGACCAUGAAUGAAGAGUUUGAUGCCGAGUACAAGAAGAGGAUGUCAGAAUAUAAAACCGUUUACAGGUUCACGCUGGAUGAUUGUCACGGAUGAACGGGUGGUUCUUAUCGUGACAUGCCAUGCAGUAGGGUGGAUUGACAUGGAUGAACGGGUGGUUCUUAUCGUGACAUGCCAUGCAGUAGGGUGGAUUGACAUGGAUGAACGGGUGGUUCUUAUCGUGACAUGCCAUGCAGUAGGGAGGAUUGCACCCAGGCACGUGCACCGUUUUUUUUUUCUUUUGAAAAAUGCUCUAAUUAAAAAUUCCAAAUAGGCUCCUUUUCUAAUAAAUGAUCCGCAAUCUUA